Messenger RNA from Cryptomeria japonica (Japanese cedar), 1320 nucleotides. RefSeq lists its product as uncharacterized. Bases 1 to 1320 code for a protein of 439 amino acids. The transcript is spliced from 4 exons. Gene Ontology annotation, cellular component: cytoplasm. Gene Ontology annotation, molecular function: GTP binding; GTPase activity. Gene Ontology annotation, biological process: vesicle-mediated transport; intracellular protein transport. Lineage: Eukaryota; Viridiplantae; Streptophyta; Pinopsida; Cupressales; Cupressaceae. The record is from RefSeq and is a predicted model, not a curated record.
AUGGGCAUCAAAUCAAGCAAAAUCUCACACCUUACAAAGGGGUUACGUAUUCUGAUGGUGGGUCUUGAUGCUUCUGGUAAAUCCACAAUUCUAUAUAACCUAAAACUUGGGGAAGUUAUUCGAACCAUUCCCACGGUGGGCUUCAAUUCGGAGACAGUGAAGCACAAAAACGUUGAGUUGGUUGUGUGUGAUGUUGGGGGCCAAGAAAGUAUGAGGCCACUGUGGAGACACUACAUUGGGGAUUCCAAGGGACUUAUAUACGUGGUGGAUAGCGAUGACAAGGAACGUAUUGCAGAGGCAAGAGAUUUGUUGCACACUCUUCUCAAAGAGGAGGCAUUGCGAGAUGCUGCUCUUCUUGUGUUUGCCAAAAAGAAUGAUUUUCCCAAUGCAAUGAGUGUUGCAGAGACAAGUGAGAAGCUUGAAUUGCACCGUUUGCCUCGCCACCAUUGGCAUGUUCAGAGCUCCUGUGCUACUUCUGGUGAAGGUCUCUAUAAAGGCCUGGAUUGGCUUUUUAACUGUUUAGCACAUCCUGUUAACAGCCUAGCGCAUUCGGUUCACUGUUCAGGAGGAGCAAUCAUGGUCGUCAUCGAAAGAGUUCAUGGUGUCUUCGAAAUGCCGACCUUCAAUGGCAUCAUCGGAAAGUCCAACGACAAGUUUUCGACGACUUCAUUUGUCGGUAGUAUGACGAAAGGUGUUCGGAAUUCUGACGAUAGGCCGUCGGAAAUUAGCCCCGAAUGUACUAGUGUAGGGCUGAGGCUAAGCAACUACAUGAAGAAUUUGGAGAAAAUGGGCUGUAAAUUUAGCAAACUUUCAGAAUGUUUGAGUGACAAGGAGAGCCGAAUUCUGAUGUUGGGUCUUGAUGCAGCAGGCAAAACUACCAUUUUAUACAACUUACAGCUUGGGGAAGUGAUCCGAUCGUUUCCCACAGUGGGCUUCAAUGUAGAAACUCUGGACUACAAGAAUGCCCGGUUUGUUGUUUGGGAUGUUGGGGGCCAGGAAAACAUGAGGCAUCUGUGGAGAGAAUACAUUGGCAAGUCAUGCAAAGGUGUUGUGUAUGUGGUGGAUAGCAGUGACAGAGAGCGUAUAUAUGAGGCAACUGAGAUGUUGCACAGGAUAAUGAGUGAGCAGUCUUUGAGAAAUGUUGCUCUUCUUCUCUUUGCAAACAAGCAGGAUUCUCCCAAUGCAAUGACUUGUGAUGAGAUAAGGGAGAAGCUUGAUCUGCAGUCUUUGACUCAGCGUCGAUGGCAUGUUCAGGGCUCCUGUGCUAUUUCUGGCAAAGGGUUGCUUGAUGGCUUAGAUUGGCUUUCGAAUAAUGUUUAG